AAUUCAUGACUGCCUGACACAUAUGCUUAAAUAAGCUCUAUUCUUGUAUUAAAAUAAGAAAUAUUUUAUUUCCAGCUUUAUCUUGUGCCACCCUAAAGACCGGUGUCGAUAACCUCUCCGAAGCGGUCUGCUGCCAAAAGGGGAUGGAAGGACUUUUGCCUUGCGUGCGGUCCCAGUUUUCGUUCGUCUAAUUUACAUUUGCGUGCGUCCUGAAAAGUCCUCAUUGCUACAGUGCUAACUUUGAUCGCGCCAACAAAGUGUAGUGGCAUAUAGCUCGCGUUAUUUCUUCUAGUUGGGCAUCGCCCGCCGGAGCGAAAGAUGAUGGUCGUGUAAAUCCUACCUCGCAUUGGGAAAAGAAAACAUGGCACUUUUCGGCGUCCAGAUCGUGAUCACCAUGAUAAUGGCCAGCGUUCUGCAAAAGCUGUCGCCACAGUAUUCAAUAUCCCGGUGGAUCAUCUGCAAAAGGCUGAUACGGUAUCUCCACCCAUCGGACGAAGAACUCAAGUCGCUCGCUGGAAUUUCUGGAAAGUCUUUCAAGGGAAAGAACAAAAGAGAGAAGUGGAGAAACCGCAAUGGCUCUCUGGAUGAUGGCAAGGACUACGAGGAGUUUCUGGUGCCAAAGAGCAUUCCCGUGGUGCUGCAAGCGGCACCGAUCACAGCUGAGGAGGCACUGCAGCUACGCUUCUACACCGACUACCAGUGGCUGAUGGACUUUGCCGUGCAUGCCGUCUUGGUUUAUGCUGUCACGGAGGCAUACCGCUACUACAUCCCCGGCCGCGAGGAGAUCAACCUCAGUCUGGUGUGGUGCCUGCUGGUGCUGGGCUUUGCCGUCAAGGUCCUCUUCUCACUGACAGCUCUGUAUUUCCGUGGCGAGGAGCCCAUUGGGGAACGCUCGCUCUGCCUUGUCUCGGGAUUCACAUUUUUUGUCCUUGCCAUGGUGGCACUGAUUGCUGACGAAGACUUCCUCGAGUUUGGCCUACGGGACGCAUAUAGAAGUUUCAACGAGAGUUCUCACCAGUUUCUUCAAACGCAAGGAUUGAGUUCAAGUGGUCCCACAUCUCAACUGAUGUUCAAGUUCUUCCUAGCUGUGUGGUGCGGCCUUGUGGGAGCUUUCUUCACAUUUCCUGGCCUCCGCUAUGCACGCAUGCACUGGGACGCAUUUAAGUACUGCGAAGGACAGCAUUUCAUCAGGCUGCUGCUUCACCUGAGCUUUGUCUCGCCUCUCUUUGUGGUGCUGUUGUGGGUGAAGCCUCUUGCCCGCGAGUACUUCACCGAGAGAUCAUUUCCGGGCAUGAGGGAAAACCUAAUGAGUGGCGAGGCAUUUGAGGCAGGCCGCAUCGUGCUGGUGCUGGCCGUGGUGGUGCUGCGACUCGUUCUGAUGCCACGGUACCUGCAGUCCUAUCUGAACCUGGCUCCUGAGAAAAUGGCUGAGCUUCGCAAGGAAGCUGGGAACAUUAGCAACAUUGACCUUCAGCGCAAGGUGGUUCGAGUCUUCUACUACUUGUGUGUAGUGGCCCUGCAGUACAUCACACCAUUGCUCACAUGUGCAUUUACAGCUCUCCUGCUGAAAACGUUAGGCGGCCACAGCUGGAUCGCCUACCUGUGGUCACCGAAUGGUCCCGGUGCACCUCUUCAGCACAAUCCUGUCCCUGGAGUACCAUCGAGGGGACCCUCUCCAGAAUCCAUCCUGGCAACCAGCCAGCAGUUCUCAUUAACGCUGGCCGGCCUUCGAGCCGUCUUCACACCUGUGUUAUUCCGUGGUGUUCUCAGCUUCAUGACUUGGUGGCUGUGCGCCACAUCUUUUGCUACCAGUGUAGUUGGACUUGUGUACCACUCGUACACUUCCUAGGUUGAGGCUAAUGAGUGAUAGGGCUAUAGUACGAAUCGGAGUUUUGUAACAAGGACGUGCGGUGGAAGAGGCAGUUAGCUAGGAAUGAUUUGUACGUUUGGUAGCAGGCAGAAUGCCAAUUUUUGUUUUGUCGAACUCCUUUAGGCUUGAAGCACCACUCAGAUCUGAGUGCUUGUGAAAUGACCGUGAUUGCUAGGAACACCUGUAAACUUCCAUCUCAGUGCACACAGAAUUUGCACUUAUGCCCCAAUGUGUGCAGAGAUGAUUGUGCACUUCAAACAUUACUACUGUAAUGGCCAAGCAGCUGAUAACUUUGUGGCAAGUUCUCAUUUAAUUAGAUGGUAUCUCAGGCAUGCAGAGAGCACAUUGACAAACAUUGAUGGGAUCAGUCUCUUUUGGUUGGUUGCUCUAUAGGGGAAACUUGAGCGAGACUGCACAAUGCAAGGCAUGGGGGGAGCAAGAGAGAGAGAGAGAGAGAAAUGUUUAUUGAUAUGAAAUGCCCCUAGCUAAGGUGGGUAGGAUGCUGUGUAAAUGAUGCUUGCUUUGCCUCAUUUUUGACACUUUGCAGUACACAUGGACAUGAAUUAUUGUCCCAAACUGCAUACAGAGUAUAGCAGACAUGUAAUAUGAGGAUGUUGCAAUUAGCAGUGUAUAUACAGGG
This is a messenger RNA of Dermacentor silvarum, 2510 nucleotides long. It is a transcript of the gene emei, whose product is annotated as transmembrane protein 161B. The record is from RefSeq and is a predicted model, not a curated record. Lineage: Eukaryota; Metazoa; Arthropoda; Arachnida; Ixodida; Ixodidae. The transcript has 11 exons. The coding region runs from base 362 to 1849 and encodes 495 amino acids.